Molecule: messenger RNA, 1252 nt
Organism: Diuraphis noxia (Russian wheat aphid)
Lineage: Eukaryota; Metazoa; Arthropoda; Insecta; Hemiptera; Aphididae
Product: lipase 3-like
Biological process (GO): lipid metabolic process
Source: RefSeq, a predicted model, not a curated record
CUUAUGUUUAAAUGUUUUCUUUUUAGAUUCUGUAUCAAUGGGUUUCGAAUGGAAUGUUUAUGCCUCAAUCGAGGAUGCAAUCAUUUUUGGUAACUAACACGUACGGAGAAAAAAUUGCGCGAACUUUGUUUUGCCAAAAAUGCAUAUCUUACGUAGCGUCUUCCGUGUGUGGUAGUGAAACGUAUAUUUUCGACAAUAAAUUAAUACCACUUGUCAUUGAACACUUUCCGGCGGGAACGUCKUCCAAACUAACCACGCACUUCUCACAACUUGUAUUGAAAGACUGUUUUAGCCGGUACGACUACGGUCCGAUGAUGAAUUUAAAACAUUACAAUUCUACUGAACCUCCAACGUACGACAUGACAUCCAUACAAGUACCCAUUUCGUUGAUAUACGGAAAAGACGACGUAUUGACGAACUUGAAGGACGUUAUGAGACUGAAAUCGCAACUUCCGAAGCUGAUGGACUUCGUUUCGGUGGACAGCCCRCGUUGCAAUCACGUGGAUUUUUUGUGGAGUCUWGACGUGACCAAACAAGUGAACGCGAAGGUGACGGAAAUACUGCAGAAGACCGACCACACUGACUGGGAGUACACGGGUCCUUCUGAGGACUCUUGUACRGUUGAUGUCGACGAAACGGGUGAUAACRACAGUCCRACRACCAAAGGACGACAACCGAACUCGAAGGACGACCAACAUGAAUACGUAAACUUUGCACCGGGCCCGGAUAUCUUGGCAAAGUAUGCAUCGGGUGAAACUCCGGUGCAGCAGCACGACGACAAGUCAGCGGAGCUCGCACGAGGCUGGAAACUGAUGCAAAAGCUGCAACUUUUGGACAACUUGAUCGUGCUKUUGAAGUCCACCGAAACGAAGUACCACCGACUUAGGGACAGUUUGUCUAGGGAGUUAUCCGAAUGGACUCACGGCGACCGGAACGAGAYCGGAACUCGUUGCGACGCCGGAAAUAACGGUGCCCUGGAGGUCGUCGUGGAAGACACGGUGGCCGGUGUAAAGACCGAACAAACCACCGUGACGUCGCGCGGCACCGGUAUCAGAAAAGUCGGCGACUUUGUUGAUUAUUGUGGUCGCCUAAACCGCAUAAACGACCGGAUGGCGGCGAGACGCGCACUCUACACCACGUUGAGUAGUCUCGGAAGAGCGUUAAGGUUUUUAAAGUUGCGUAAUAAAUAGGGGAUGGUUUUCACGAGAACCCUCUCUUAAAAAUAUACAUGUUUCAAUUUGUGUGAUUUAAA